AUGAACUUGGAGAAUACACUAUUCCAGUUGAAGUUUACUGCAAAGCAGUUGAAUAGACAAGCAGCCAAAGCAGCCAAGGAGGAAAAGCAGGAGAUCAAUAAAUUAAAGAAAAUUCUUAACGAAAGCGAAGAAAUUGGGAAACUCUAUGCCUCAAAUGCGAUCAGAAAGAGGAAUGAGCGGGUACAAUUACUAAAAUUGGCUUCGCGAGUGGAUUCAGUGGCAUCAAGGGUACAAACAGCUGUUACUAUGAGACAAGUAUCAAGUUCUAUGGCACAAGUUUGCCGCGGCAUGGAUAAGGCACUUCAGUCGAUGAAUCUACAACAAAUCACCAUGGUGAUGGACAAAUUUGAGCAGCAAUUCGAAGACUUAGAUGCAAGCGUUAACGUUUAUGAAGGCAUGGGAGAAAGCACUGACGCUGUUGUAGUAGAUGGUGAUAAGGUUGACGAGCUACUCAGUCAGGUGGCAGACGAAAAUGGGUUAGAGCUCAAACAUUCAGCUGCAUUAUCAGAUCUUCCUGAGGUUAAGGAGCCUAGCGUACCCGUUGUCAACGAAGGAAAGGAGGAUAAACUUGCAGAAAGGCUAAGAGCUUUACGCAGUUAA
Messenger RNA from Kluyveromyces marxianus DMKU3-1042, 600 nucleotides. RefSeq names its product Did2p (gene DID2). Gene Ontology annotation, cellular component: ESCRT III complex; multivesicular body. Gene Ontology annotation, biological process: protein transport; late endosome to vacuole transport; endosome transport via multivesicular body sorting pathway. Lineage: Eukaryota; Fungi; Ascomycota; Saccharomycetes; Saccharomycetales; Saccharomycetaceae. The coding region runs from base 1 to 600 and encodes 199 amino acids. The transcript has a single exon. The record is from RefSeq and is a predicted model, not a curated record.